This is a messenger RNA of Dovyalis caffra, 279 nucleotides long. The record is from the annotation of a GenBank genome assembly. Lineage: Eukaryota; Viridiplantae; Streptophyta; Magnoliopsida; Malpighiales; Salicaceae.
AUGGGUAAUCAAGUAAAUGAUGAUACAAUACACAGGAUCAGAAUUCAAGAUGAAUUUUUGGAGUUUAUACGUGGAUUGGAAUUUCGGGCCUUCGAAUUUCUCUUUGAAAAUCACGAAAUUAGGAAGAAAACUUUCCACCCAAAGCCUUUGAAGAUGCGAACUGAACUUCUAGAUUUCUCUCGGCCUCAUUUCCCACGCCCAAUUCAUGUUCAUUCGCCACCAAAUCCAAAUGACCAGCUCAGCCCCAUCAAGCCCAAGGGCCGGCCACCUGUAAUCUAA